Ascochyta rabiei is the source of this 1347-nucleotide messenger RNA. RefSeq lists its product as uncharacterized. The transcript is spliced from 2 exons. Bases 1 to 1347 code for a protein of 448 amino acids. The record is from RefSeq and is a predicted model, not a curated record. NCBI's taxonomy places the organism in Eukaryota, Fungi, Ascomycota, Dothideomycetes, Pleosporales, Didymellaceae.
AUGGGCUGCGCAAAGAUAUCCAUCAGCCUUUUGAUCCGGAAGCUGUUUACCGGACGCCUCUUCGAGUACACAUCGAUUAUUCUAGCGCUCUUCACCUCCGGAUGGACGAUUAGCGGGAUCCUCGUCACUGCUUUCCAGUGCCGGUUGCCGAACCCCUGGGACAUCUUGAAGAGGGAUCACUGCAUCGACAUCGCAGCCUUUGGCAACUUCCUUGCAUCGAUCAACAUAGCGACGGAGGUUCUUCUUGUUCUGGUCCCGCUCGCUGUCUGGACAAGAGGCACCUCGGUCGGAAACCGACUCUACGUGUCCGCCACAUUCUUCUCGCGGCUGAGCAUCAUUGCAGCAGUAAGCGCACAGCUCUACUAUUUCAACGCAUCCACCUCCUCCUCCCCAACACCCGAUAGCUGGAACACCACACUCUGCAUGCAAAUCGCCCAGACCCUCUCCGUCGCAAGCGCAUGCCUACCAGGACUGCACCCCCUGGUGGCAAAAGACAUGAGCUGCACGGCAUCAUCCCUCUACGCACAAACAGACCCCGCAAAGCGCUGGGACGUGAAGAAAUUCGGCUCCCUAUCAUCCCACUCCUCGCACCCGAGCACAGAUCCCUCCGCCGCAUUCGAGCCCGUAACGUCGCCCUAUUGCCGCCCCCUCGCAACCCACGGUCUCGUCCGUUCACCGCCUAGCUGCGACGCCUACUUUUCCCCGUUGGUUUUCGCAAGCACCACCCCAGCCGCGCCAAACAAUGUUUUUAACCGCCUAGUAGGCGCCUCCGACGCACCCUCCACCUCACCAUUCAUCGACCAAGAUCCCCUAGGCAUCCCCAACAACGCCCACCAGCUCGGAUACCUACCGUCGACCCCGGACUGGGAAGAAGACGAAGAAUCUGGAACAACGAGACCCCAGCGACGCCCGAGUUCGGAUUAUGUGUUCUAUAGAUCGAAAGUCAUCUCUGUGGCUGAGGGGGGUUACUGGGGGCUGGGGAGGAGGGGAGGCGGUUCGUGCCGCCGUUACCCUCGCCGCGGAUGGGGAGAGGGGCAAGGACUUUCUAGGGAGGGAUUUGUUUGGGGUCUGCUUAGUGUUGGUGCACGAUGGUGGAGGUGGUGCUGUAUGUACAUGAUUUUCAUGAUGAAACAACAACACACGGCUUCUGACGAGUGCACUUUCACCUGUAUUAAAUACCUCAACAUUAGCAUUGAUUUCUCCUCCAUCACGAUAACCCCCAACAUCUCUAUAGUCUCUACGAUGCGCAACAACGCCUCCAGCCCUCCAGACACCACGACCCACAGCCCCCCAAUACACCCAGUCAUCCCGAGCACGAAAGCAGACAACAUAACGGUUAAUAAUUAA